Penicillium pulvis is the source of this 1686-nucleotide messenger RNA. Its product is annotated as Amidase. The coding region runs from base 1 to 1686 and encodes 561 amino acids. The transcript has 5 exons. Lineage: Eukaryota; Fungi; Ascomycota; Eurotiomycetes; Eurotiales; Aspergillaceae. The record is from RefSeq and is a predicted model, not a curated record.
AUGAUUUCAGCGAAUGUCACCGAAACCCGCGUUAUCAAGGAAGAGUUCUCGGCACCAGCCAAGUCCUGGGAAACCAUUCGAGAUGCAAAGCGAGAGGAACAAAUUUCGAGGAUUCCUGUACCUUGGAGACUCGAGGCUGCACAGUACCCUUCUAAAGGGACUAUGGAUAUGCGACCGAUGGCUGCUACAUCUGGGAUCCUCUCAGAGAGAGAACUUGAAAUCACGGGUGAGGGGUACGAUGCCACGGCUCUAGCCGCUGAGAUUGCCAAGGGCACCUAUACUGCUUUCGAGACGGUGACAGCAUUUUGUAAACGCGCUGCCAUAUGCCAGCAGCUCUGCAGCGCACUGACUGAGAUCUGUUUCGUCGACGCAAUUGAGAAGGCGAAGAAGCUUGAUGAUCAUUUCAAGGAGACUGGUAAGACUGUGGGGCCUUUGCAUGGCCUUCCGAUGACCUUCAAGGAGUGCUUCCAUGUCAAAGGGUAUGAUGCGUCCAAUGGUUACAUUUCCCGAUGUUUUGAUCCUUCAACCACAACCACCCCCGUUAUUCAGGUGGUGGAGGAUGCAGGAGCUAUCAUCAUUGCAAAGACCAAUGUUCCACAAACUAUGCUUGUUGCUGAAUGCGAGAACAAUGUUUUUGGACGAACCCGCAACCCAAUUGCCAGUCACUUGUCAUGUGGUGGCAGUAGCGGCGGUGAAGGUUCGCUUUCAGCUUUCAGGGGAAAUGCAUUAGGCGUCGGGACCGACGUAGGCGGGUCCAUCCGACUCCCUGCUGCCUACAACAAUGUCUAUGGCUACAAACCGUCACUCGGUAUUCUUCCAUUUAUCGGCUACGCCGCGUCUGGGUGGACUGGAGUCAAUACUGGAAUUCCGGCUGUUUUAGGACCCAUUGCCCAUUCAGUACGCGAUAUGAAACUACUCACAGAAGCCAUUCGUGCAGCACAGCCAUGGCUGUUUGAUCCAGCCGUGAUACCCGGCGUGAUGGAAACGCCUUACCCUCCACUGGGCCGGAGGCCUAUAGUUGGUAUUCUUCACCAGUCUGGUGUCACGCCUCAUCCUCCUGUUCGUCGCGCCCUCCGAGAGGCACAGCUCAAAGUCGAGGCUGCGGGAUAUGAAGUCAGAGAUUUCACGCCUACCUGCCCGGACUUCAAAGAAAUUCGGGAAAUCUCUAGCCAAUUGUUCACUGUGGAUGGGAGUUCCUACCCACGACGAGAACUGGCAAAAGCAGGCGAGCCAGUCGUACCCUCGGUGACUAAUUUUGGCUUCUUUGAUAUGCCUAGAAAGACACACGAGGAGAUGUGGCAGUGGAACACCAAGAAAGGUGCCAUGCAGAAGAAAAUGUUGGAUGCCUGGCAGCAGCUAGGAAUUGAUGUGCUAAUUGCACCGGCCGCGCCACACACUCCGAUUACGCCAGAUAAUUGCACCUCCGAGUUGUAUACGGUGGCUUGGAAUGCUGUUGAUUAUCCCGCGGUUAUUAUCCCGUUCACGAAAGCGGAUCCUACACUCGACCCAAAGGAUGACGAAUUCAAGCCAAAGCAUGACAUGGACCAGAAGAUUCAAGACAUGUAUGAUCCGGAGCUUAUGGCUGGUGCUCCUGCCUCCCUGCAAAUCGUCGCCCCGAGACUACAAGACGCAGCCUUGUUAAGAUACGCCGAAAACUUAGAUAAAGUUUUGAAUGGUGUCAACUAA